Molecule: messenger RNA, 2924 nt
Organism: Ornithorhynchus anatinus (platypus)
Lineage: Eukaryota; Metazoa; Chordata; Mammalia; Monotremata; Ornithorhynchidae
Gene: ANO9
Product: anoctamin 9
Exons: 25
Coding region: 115-2454 (779 amino acids)
Biological process (GO): chloride transmembrane transport
Cellular component (GO): plasma membrane
Molecular function (GO): chloride channel activity
Source: RefSeq, a predicted model, not a curated record
UCACACGGAAGCGGAGGCGCACGGGUCCCGGCAGCCCCGGCCUUCCAGCUCCGGCUCCGGCACAGAGACGGGGCUCGGGGGGCGCAUCUCUGCCCCGUCCUCCCUCCCCCCGUCAUGCAGGACAACGAAAUUAUCUUUCUGCCGCAGAGAGAAAGCUUCCAGCUGAUGGAUCUUGGAAGCCAGGACAGCGAAAUUAUGUUUCGGUCACGGAGUGAAAGCUUCCAGCUGAUGGAUCUUGGAAGCCAGGAGAAGUACGAUUUCGUCCUGGUCUCUGACCUCAGCAAGACCAGCGACAAGAAGGACGUCAAGAGGAGGAAGUAUUUCGAGGAGCUGAGCAGGAGGGGUUUCACCAUCAAGAAAAUUGAAGACCAGAACAAAAUGUUCUACGGCAUCCGGGCGGGCAACGGCCUCAUCCACCAGUACCAGGCCCUCCUCAAGCAGCCAAGCCGCGACCCCAAGACCCCCGGGCCGGGGGCCGGGGUGCCUGAGACCACCAGGAUCCGAAUCGUCAACUUCAUCCUGAGGAAGAUGGUGGUGGAGGAGGAGAGGCUAGAAGAUUUGAUCCAGCAACACGUCUUUGAGACCAAGUUCCCCCUGCACGAGAGGGAGAGAGGCCGGGCCAAGGGGUCCGGGCGGAAGCCGGACUGGUGCCGGGACCUGUUCUUCCCGCAGAAGAUCGACGACAUCAGGGACUACUUCGGGGAGAAGGUGGCUCUGUACUUCGCCUGGCUGGGCUGGUACACGCUCAUGCUGUUGCCCGCCGCCCUUGCCGGACUCAUCACCUUCUUCAGCGGCUUCUCCCUCUUCCACGCCAGCCAGAUCAGCAAAGAGAUCUGCCAGGCCACCGACAUCUUGAUGUGCCCGCUCUGCGACAAGAACUGCACGUACUGGCCGCUCUCGAACAUGUGCACCUUCUCCAAGAUCACCCACCUGUUCGACAACGAGGGCACCGUCGUCUUCGCCAUCCUCAUGGCUCUGUGGGCCACUGUGUUCCUGGAGCUGUGGAAACGGCAGCGGGCCAAAGACGUCUCCGGCUGGAACCUCUAUCUCUGGGACGAGGAUGAGGAGGAGCUGGCCCUGGAACUCAUCAACAGCUCCGACUACCAAGUGCCCGGAUACCAGCACUCCUACUUUCGCAGCUCUGUCGUCCUGCUCCUGUCCCUGUUCAUGAUCUGUGUGGCGAUCGCCAUCGCCCACGCGCUGGUCAUCUACCGCGUCCUGUUCGUCGCCUUCUUCAGCAACUCCCAGUGGAGCGUCCUGACGGGGGUCCAGGCCAACAACAUGGCCAUCGUCACCGGGGCCGUGGCCCACUACCUCAGCAUCGUCGUCAUGACCAAGGUGAACAGGCUGGUGGCUCUCAAGCUCUGUGACUACGAGAAGACGCGGACCUUCUCCGAGCGCGAGAAAAGCUUCACCGUCAAAUUCUUCACCUUCCAGUUCUUCACCCACUUCUCCUGCCUCAUCUACACCGCCUUCUUCUUGGGCAGGAUAAACGGUCGCCCCGGAAACUACGUGCGCAUCGCUGGCCAGUGGAGGCUGGAGGAGUGCCACCCGAGCGGCUGCAUGAUGGACCUGUUCGUGCAGAUGGCCGUCAUCAUGGGCUUCAAACAGACCCUGAACAACUGCGUCGAGUAUUUAGUCCCGUGGUUGAAACAACGCUUCCGGCAGCUCCGGGCGUACCCCCAGGGGAAGGGAAGCAGGGAAAUGGGCAAGGAGAGCGAGGCGGAAUCGUGCCGGGAGCAGUGGCUGGACAACUACAUUCUCAACGAAAUCAACGUCUUCAGCCUCUUCGACGAGUUCAUGGAGAUCAUGAUCCAGUACAGCUUCACCACCAUCUUCGUGGCCGCCUUCCCCCUGGCUCCACUGCUGGCCCUUCUCAAUAACCUCGUCGAGAUCCGGAUGGACGCCUUCAAGAUGAGCCGGCUCCAGAGGCGCCUCGUGCCCCGGAAGGCCAAGGACAUCGGGAUCUUGCUGCAGAUCCUGGAGGCCGUCGGGGUCCUGGCCGUCAUCGCCAACGGGCUGGUGAUCGCCUUCACUUCCGAGUUCAUCCCCCGCCUCGUCUACAAGUACCGCUACGGGCCGUGCCGGGACCGGUCCUCGGACAACUGCCUGAUGGGCUACGUCAAUCACAGUCUCUCCGUCUUCUACAUCAAAGACCUCCUGGACUUCAAGAACGUCCAAAUGCCACCCGAUUCCAAACAUUCGGGGAAUAUCACCGAAUGCAGGUACCGGGAUUACCGAAACCCCGACAAUUACGAUCUCUCCGAGCAGUUCUGGUUCAUCUUGGCCAUCCGGCUGGCUUUCGUGAUCAUCUUCGAGCACGUGGCUCUGUGCAUCAAGCUGGUGGCGGCCUGGUUCGUGCCCGACGUCCCGAAGUCGGUGAAGACCGACCUCCUGAGGGAGAAGCAGUGCGGCCUGAUGAAGAGAUUGAGCUCCAGGUGUACGGACGUGUAGCCGCCGGCCGGAGAGGCGGUGCCCGGCGGAAGCUGCGAGGCCUGAUCGUCUCUGCCGGACCCCCCCACCACCCCUGGGCUCUUCACGCCUCUCCUCGGAGAUGGGAUGUCUCUGCGCCGAAGCCCCCGGGGAAAGGAGGGAGGGUUUGGGGGAGGGUCUUCAGGAAACGCAGGCCUUCCCGGCCUGGAGGCUCGGGAACCCCCGGCCUCGGCGGGAGGGACGACGCACUGGACGUUGCUUUCGGGGCCGGGGCGAGCCGACCGGGGGGAGCGGAACCUCGCUCUGCCUUUCCUCGGUCCCGGGCGAGGGUCGGCCUCCUCGGGACCCAUUCCCACCCCCGUCCCGCCCGCCCGGCCUGCCGGCCGCCGGGCAGUAAGAACCGGUCAGCUGCUGAGGACCAAGAGGCCUUCCCCCACUACGCCCUCCUUUCCCCUCCUCCCUCUCCCUCCUGCGUCACCCUCGCGCUUGGA